This is a messenger RNA of Cutaneotrichosporon cavernicola, 6471 nucleotides long. RefSeq lists its product as uncharacterized. Gene Ontology annotation, biological process: cyclic nucleotide biosynthetic process; intracellular signal transduction. The coding region runs from base 1 to 6471 and encodes 2156 amino acids. Gene Ontology annotation, molecular function: protein binding. Lineage: Eukaryota; Fungi; Basidiomycota; Tremellomycetes; Trichosporonales; Trichosporonaceae. The transcript has 3 exons. The record is from RefSeq and is a predicted model, not a curated record.
AUGGCGUCGCCACUCGAAGACAAGAAUCUGAUAGCGCACGGCGUCAUGGGUUCCGCGCAAAGCGACGGCGACUCGAACGGUAAGGUCAGCCCGACAGGGAGCCAGCCGUCGCUCGCGGGGGACCAUUUUGGCAACGGUCAGCAGUCCAUCGACAGCCUCCACCUCCCUACUCCACCUGGCGACGGCGCGGAUGAGCAGUAUCCCGGCGUCGUCAGCGGCGGCCUUGGCUUUGACGCCGUCGACCUGUCGUUUGACGAUUCGAUGGCAGGCAUCUUGGACCCUACUGCCCAUGGGUCCCCCUUCCGGAGCGGGUCGACCCACGGCGUCAACAUCGCGCCGUGGGAGCUCGAGGACAUGCCCUCGUCUGUGCCGUCAUCACGACAUCCCUCGGUCGCCGGCGCCAAUAUUGCUCCCUGGGAGUUUGAGCCCCCAGCACCCCCGGAGCCGCCAGUAGAGCAGGCGUCGUUCUCACCGCCGGCCGAAUCGCCCUACAUGACCGAAACGAACACGAUCCCGGGCCCUGAAGCGGUCGCCCAGUCCCAGCAGGAGCGCAAGCUCAGCCAUUUCCCCCGCUUCCUUCGUGGCAAUCGCGAGAAGAGCGCGGACGACGACGACGCGAGUUCGUUCCAAAACUACAGUAUGGCAGCGGGAUCAAACACAUCGCUGCGCUCGACGUCGAGCUCGAGCUUGUUGCCAGACGGCGCGCAGACGCCGACCAACAACCGCUCGCAGCCGUACUGGGGCGCCCCGCAGGGGAGUUCCCCACCACCCACCGUCCUACUUGGGCGGGCCACGAGCAUUGCCCACCCAGCAGCGCCUGGAUACGUCGACAACCAAUCCACACCACGGAUGAGGCCGUUCGGGAGCGUCGCUGCAGGCAUGAGCUCGAGCACGAGCGUCCAGUCCGAGGGAGGAGGGAAGAAGACCGGCAGGCUCUUUGGCGGCCUGUUCAGCCGCAAAAGCGGGCGGAGCGCCUCGAACCCUACACAAAUGGUGCACACCGAGCCGCCACCGUCUGGGAACAGAAGGCCGACUGUGCCGUCGAGAAUGUCGGUGUCCACGACGGCGUCUUCAUUACGCAAGGAAAGCAGCGGGUCGACGCGGAGUACCGGCUCACAAUGGUCGUCUUCGUCCAACAACACCCCGCCGUCGUUGACAAUGAGUACGCGGUUGCCAAGCUUCAAGUCUGAGGGUAACAUAUCUCCGCUACACGAGGACAACGAGUACGAGGAGGAAGUCCACGCGCCCGACACGGGCAUCCACCUCGACACUAACUUUGACGACAUGGAUGACAUUGUCGACCAGAAUCUUGCGGGUGUGCGCCCUCACACGUUUGGGACGAUGGGCUCGAGCGACGCCCCCGCAUAUAACGCACAAGGAGCAUCCCCAUCCACCACAGCCGCCGGCGGUGGCCUGCCGCGCAGCGUGGUCGAGGCGAACAAUGGGCAAGGCCAGUUCUCGGCACAGAACCCGUUUGGAGGCCCUGUACCUGCGGACGGUUCGCCGGAAGGGACAUCGCCAUCGCCUUACCAAGUGUCGCCGAGACCAUCGAUGGGCACGACUGGUGCCUCGCGCAGGGCGUCGUCGCAGUUGCGCAACGUGAGGAUGCAAUCGAUCAGUUCGGAGAACAGCGACGUGUCAUCCAUGGGUGGGCCAAUCGCGCCGUCAUGGGCUCAAGGAUUGACCGGCGACCCGACCAUGUUCAACAACCCAUUCGAACGGCAGGGCUCUAUCGCGUCUAUCCCGGAAGGCAGCGCCCCGCCCAUGUCACCAGGCACUUACCUUCCUGGAGGCUACGAGCCGCCCAGUUUGGCGGGCAGCUUCCACCAGGCGGCGCCAGGCGUUUCAUCAUUCGUUGGUCUAGGAGGCAUAACGGCUGCGUGGGCCGCGCCUGAAUCGUGGGGUGUCGAGAAUGAGGACGACGAGGGUGACGAGGACAGUGAGUCCAGCGGCGGAACGGAGGGCGAGUGGGGUCACGACGGCGACCACGUCCUCACGCCCACCGCCGAGGGCGCCCUCUCUGAAGCCGAGGGUGAUGGUCCAGGCAUGUCUCCCGUGAAGCAGCGCGCGAUGAGUAUCUUCCCACUCAAGCGCGGUGGUGGGCAUGGCGAGGACAAGGGUCCGAACUACUUCACGCGCAUUUACCGCGACGAUGGGUCCUACGAUGUCAUGGAGUUUCCCUUGCACAUGACCGUAUCUGAGAUGAUCAGCGUGCUCUCGGGAGUGCAAGGCGGCAAGAAGGUCCAGACCACGAUGAAGCUGUACAUCCGCGAGCGAGGACAAGAUCGGCAGAUGCAGCCCUCGGAACGGCCGAUGGCGCUGCAGACCCGACGCCUCAUGCAGGCCGGUUACACGGACCACGAGAAGCUCGACGAGAUCGGUAAGGGGGACAUGUCGAUUCUAUGCCGCUUCAUCUUCCAGAAGCCGGUGUUGCCGGUCAUGAACCCCGAGGAGGAGAGCUCGUACGAAUCGUUCGAGUUCAUCGACCUCUCCGGCCGCGACCUGCAAGUCCUCCCGAUUUUCUUACAUUUGCACGCGGACCAGAUCAUCAUCCUGAACGUGUCGCGCAAUCCCAUGACGGACAUUCCCCUGGACUUUAUCCAGGCGUGCAAGAGCCUCAAGGAGUUGCGCAUGUCCAACAUGGCGUUGAAGCGCGUUCCAGCCAGUAUCCGCGAGAGUACAACGAUUGCAAGGUUGGACCUCUCGAGUAACCGCAUUCCCGACCUCGAGAGCUCGCAGUUGCACAACAUUGCAACGCUCACAUCGCUCAAAGUGCAGAACAACCGCCUCAGUUCGAUCCCGUCCUAUUUCUUGCAGAUGUCGGCGCUCAAGUACCUCAACAUCUCGAACAACAACUUUGAAGAGUUCCCGAACAUUGUGUGCGAAAUGAGCAAUCUCUUAGACCUCGACGUGUCGUUCAACAACAUCAGGGCGCUGCCAGACGACAUGGCCAACCUCCGGUCGCUCGAGCGUCUAAUCUGCAUCGGUAACGAGCUCACCGAGUUCCCGCAAUGCUUCAGCACACUCCAGAGUCUGCGCGUGCUAGAUGUGCGGCGAAACCAGCUUGCCGACCUCACACCGGUGUACGCACUGCCGAAUCUCACGACACUGCGCGCGGACAGCAACCAUCUCGUCACGCUCGACACGCAACUGGGGUCCAAGGUCCGCGACUUCAGUGUCCCACACAACUCAAUCACGCGCUUCACGCUUGCGCCGAUGCCGGGACAGGUCGUGGCGUACGCGCUUACUCAGCUCAAUCUCUCACACGGCAAGCUGUCAGGCCUCGAUGACCAGGCUCUAGGCGAGUUGGUCAACCUCACGGAGCUCAAUCUCAGUUUCAACCAGUUCACGCGCCUACCGUCGACGCUCAACAAGCUUGUAAACCUCGAAGUGUUCCUUUGCACAGACAACAUGCUCGCUUCGCUGCCGGACGAUACUCUGGGGCAGAUGCAGAAGCUGCGAUCGUGCAACAUCCACAACAACAACCUCAAGGAGGUGCCAGAGGACCUCUGGCUGUGUGGCUCGCUCGAGGUCGUCAACGUCAGCUCGAACUUGCUCGACUCGCUCCCCGACCCCCCCGCAGAAUGGUACGAGACGCUCAAGACCAUUCAGGGGGAUAGCGAUCCGGCGCGCAAGAUGUCGACCGCGUCCGCAUUGACUACGGCAUCUGCUUUGACGACCGCGUCAGUGGCGACGAAUGCGUCGGAACGGUCUCAAAUGGUACCGCCUGCGGGCACGUCGCUCAAGCGCCUGUACCUCGGCGACAACCGGUUGACAGAUGACGUGUUCCACCAGGUUCGACUGUUCACCAACCUUCAGCGGCUCAACGUGAGCUUCAACCAGAUCUCCGAGAUCCCGUUGUACACGCUGCGCCACUGCACGUCCCUCGAAAUGCUGUUCCUGUCGGGCAACAAACUCACGAGCCUGCCUUCCGAGGACCUCGAGCUGCUCACGCAGCUACGCGUUUUGCAUCUCAACGGCAACAAACUGCAGACACUACCGUCUGAGCUUGCCAGCCUCAAGCACCUCGAGCACCUUGAUGUCGGCUCCAACGUGCUGCGCUACAACAUCUCGAACUGGCCGUACGACUGGAACUGGAAUUGGAACACAGCGUUGAGAUACCUCAACUUGUCGGGUAACAAGCGUCUUGAGAUCAAGCCAACAGGCGCACAGGACCUCGGAAACCACAAUGCCACAUUCGGCGUCACGACUCACCGCCGUGACCUGUCCGACUUCAGCUCGCUCACGCACCUCAAGAUCCUGGGCCUGAUGGACGUCACGCUACGCAUUCCAUUGUUGCCUGACGAGUCGGAUGAUAAGCGUGUGCGCACGUCCUUCUCGGACAUCAACAACAUGAAAUAUGGCAUCUCGGACACGCUUAACUCCAUUGACCACCUGUCCAUGUUCGAUCUCGCUGUGCCACACUUCCGCGGCAGCGACAAGGAGUGUGUGUUCGGCAUGUUUGGAAGGUCUGCGCCAUCGGUGCCUUCAGGCAAGAUCCCGAGAUACGUCCAGCAGCACAUUGCAUCUGCCCUCUUGGAACAGCUACAGACGCUCAAUCCCGAGGAGGCGGUGACGGAGGCGCUGCGCCGAACAUUCCUCUUUAUGAACAAGGCCGCUUUUGAGUCGCUGUCCAGCUCCGAGCAGCGCAACCGCGACAUGAACGCGCAGUACCUUACGCAGGCGACGCACCGCUCCACCCUCCACUCGCGGUUGCGGACUGGCGCGUCGGGCGCGGUGGUAUAUGUCGUUGACAAGACUCUGCACGUCGCGAAUGCGGGUGAUAUUCUCGUCGUGCUCUCGCGCAAGGGCGAGGCGGAAUUGCUUGGCAAGAGGCACGACCCGACGGACCGCGAGGAGACGGCGCGUAUCCGCCGCGCCGAGGCGUGGGUCUCGCCAAAGGGUCUCGUCAACGACGAUAAGGAAAUCGACAUUUCGCGCGCAUUCGGCUUCUACCACUCGCUCCCUGCAGUCAACGCUAGUCCUGAGAUCAGGACACGGCAGCUGCAGGAGACGGACGAGUUCAUCAUCAUCGGCAACUCAGCUUUAUGGAAGUGCACGUCAUACCAGACAGCUGUCGACAUUGCCCGCACCGAACGUGACGACCCGAUGAUGGCUGCUCAGAAACUGCGCGACUUUGCGUUGUCGUACGGUGCCGAGGGGAGCAUCAUGGUCAUGGUUGUCAACGUGUCCGACCUCUUUGAGACGCCCGGUGGGCGUAAUCGCGCCCUCACGGGCGGCCCUGCGGAGGAGCAAGUGGCGCGUCGUCGCCGCGGUGGCGAGGCCGAGUUUGGCGACCGCACGCUCAACCGCCUGCAGCAGGAGAUCGAGCCGCCGACUGGCACAGUCGCGCUCGUGUUCACCGACAUUGUCAACUCGACGGUGUUGUGGGAGACGAACCCUGGCAUGCCGACUGCUAUCAAGAUGCACCACAACCUGUUCCGUCGACAGCUACGCCUCGACGGAGGAUACGAGGUGAAGACGGAAGGAGACGCGUUCAUGGUGUCUUUCCAGAGCGUGACGGCGGCGAUCCUGUGGGCGUUCAACUGCCAGAUCGGACUGUUGCACCUCGAGUGGCCGCGCGAGCUUCUCGAAAGCGAGGACGGCAAGGAGGUCUGGGAUUCGCACGGGACGCUUAUCCACCGCGGUCUGCGCGUACGUAUGGGCAUCCACUGGGGCACUCCUGAGUGCGAGCGAGACCCCAUCACGCGCCGCAUGGACUACUACGGCCCGAUGGUGAACCGUGCGGCCCGUAUCCAGUCCUCUGCCGACGGAGGUCAGCUCAUGGCUUCACAAGACGUCCUCAACAUUCUGCGCCAGCUGCGCGAAUACAUCGAGAGCUCGGACGACCACACCCUGGACGAGCUACCGCCCGACACAAAGCGUGAGGUGGCAGAAUUGCGCCGCAUCGGAGGCAUCGAGGUCAAGGAUGUCGGCGAGAAGAAGCUCAAGGGUUUGGAAGUCCCUGAGAGGUUAUCCUUGAUGUUCCCGAAGGAGCUCUCCGGCCGACUGGAGCUGUUCACCGGUCUGCGCGCCAACGCGCAGGUCACCGAGCAGAAGGCGUACGCGUCUGAAAAAUCUAUCGACGAUACGCGGCAGCUGAGCAUGGUCACGCUGCGGCUGGAGGCGCUGUGCGCGCUCGCCAAUGCACCACCGCCAGGCGGCGACCGCACCCCACUCCCAGCCGUCAGCGGACCAGGCCCGCGCAAGAGCUUGAGCUUGGCAGCCCCGAAGCAGCCAGCACCGCCCAACCUGCAAUUGGGCCCGCUGAUUCGGGACAACGUCACCGAGGACGAGCUCGUCGAGAUCAUCGCGAGCCUGACGACACGAAUCGAGAAUUGUCUUUCUACAUUGUACCUCAAACAUCUGGGCGGUUUCUCGACGGUAUUGGCGGCGCUGGAACAGGCGACGCGUAUCGAUAAGACGCUGCUGGUCCACGCGCUGAGCCUCAUGAACGGAUCGAUGGCGUAG